AUGCUGCGUUUCGAAGCGCAGCUUACAAUGCGUAAGGCUGCUGCAUGCUCUACUUUCUUUGGUUCCUUUUUAUUGCCAACUUCGCCCUCGGCAGUCUUCGCCAUUGAGGUACGCCGCAAUGCACUCGUCGAAGACACGCUUACCCUAUUGUCGCUGUCAAAGACGACUGACCUACGCAAGCCACUUCGUGUCAAGUUUCAUGACGAAGAGGCUGUCGAUGAGGGUGGGGUGCUAAAGGAAUUCUUUUUGCUUAUCAUGCGGGAAAUCCUCGAUCCCAUUUACGGCAUGUUCCGUCUUUACCCCGAAUCACGUAUGAUAUGGUUCAGUGAUAUCACCAUGGAGACAGAAAGUAUCUUUCGAAUGGUUGGUCUGCUUUGCGGCCUAGCUAUCUACAAUUCUAUUCUUGUCGACCUUAGCUUCCCCUUGGCCUUGUUCCGCAAACUGCUUGGCGAAACAUCUACCUUAGAAGAUCUAAAGGAGUUAGAUCCUGUGCUGGGUAGGUCACUACUUCAAUUAAUCGACUACGAGGAAUCUGAUUUCGAGAAUGUCUUUGGACUUUUUUUUGAGGUGAAUUUAAUUUGUCUUUAG
Molecule: messenger RNA, 588 nt
Organism: Protopolystoma xenopodis
Lineage: Eukaryota; Metazoa; Platyhelminthes; Monogenea; Polystomatidea; Polystomatidae
Source: the annotation of a GenBank genome assembly